UAAUGGUUCCUGGACAACAAUGGAGCUCCGUGGAAAAGAGGAGGAACAUUUCUGCUCCAUCACGCAUUGGAAGCAGAUUCCACUUGUUGUUGGUUUCUUGCCGUGGACGUGACGGAGUCUCUUAUCCAGAUCUGAGCUGCUGGUAAAGACUCACGGGGUGAACAAAAGAAAGAGAAGAAGCCAAGGGGGGAAAGGGAGAAAGGAAGGAAGUGGGUGAGCGAGUGUGUCAGAGAGAGAGAGAGAGAGAGCAUGUAUUUCCAGCAGGAGUGAACGACCAUCGCUGAGAGUGAGAAAAGCUUUAACGGCUGUUUGACGGAGGAGUCCGACAGGAACCUGGACUAAGAGCUCCAGAAGGUCCGAUCUGGAUCCACCAGGACCCCCCAUCUGGUACCAAACUCCUUCCAGGACUAAAGUUCUGCAAACACACCUGACUGGUCUUACCAGGGUCUCUCUGUACUGGUUUCUGGCUCCUCUUGGAGACCCAAAGCCCAGGAAAGACUUUUCGGAGGUUCUUGAAGUUUCACUUCUGGAAGACUUUCUGGACCAAAACCUGAACCGGACUCUUCCUCGAAGCUCGGGUUUCUUUGUGGAUUCUAAACCCGGUAGAACAUCUCUCGUACGCUCCAUUUGGACUCCUUCUCGAAGGUCUACUGGUUCCGUGCUCGUUCUUCACGUGUUACCACUUCCACCAUCUCCCCCCCGGACCAGUUUGAAAGUAUUUCCUGGUACUGGGAAAGGUCCGAGACCCUGUGCCGGGCUGAGUGGUGAGCGGUAUGGUGGUGGGUCUGAGGCCCCUCUGCUUGCUGGUCCACCGGUUUAAGUCCGGAUGCUCCGUGGAGCUCGUCAAGGGGGACGGAGACAACGACAUGGGCAAACGGGUGGAGGUUUUUCCAUUUCCCGCCUGCUUUGCUGAUACGCUGACCGACACCAGCCAUGCUGACGUAGUUCUGGAGCCCGGCACCAAGCGCAGUAAGCUGGUCUCCAGGGUGACGUCUCUGGCCGCCCUGCUGCCGCCCGUGAAGAAGAGGAUCGGGCAGACGCUGCAGUGCUCCAUCAGUGUCCGUAAUGAGAGUCAGACGGAGAGAGCCGCUCCUCAUCUUCCUCCUCCCUUCUCCUCCUCCUCCUCUACAACGAAGAGGCGCGUUAUCUCGGCGACAGUCUCCAACCCGUCCUCAUCCAUGACUGCGACCCGGGUUUCUACGGCAACGGUCCCGGCCGCCAAGCGGCGCGACAGCAAGCUGUGGAGCGAGACGUUCGACGUCCGGCUGGGAGCGACGCAGCCGCUGAGCCCCAAGGAGAUAAAACGACAAGAGGCUAUAUUUGAGUUGGCUCAGGGCGAGCAGGACUUGGUGGAGGAUCUCAAGUUGGCUAAGAAGGCCUACCAUGACCCGAUGCUGAAGCUGUCAAUCAUGACCGAGCAGGAACUGAACCAGAUCUUCGGCACUCUGGACUCGCUGAUCCCGCUGCAUGAAGACCUGCUGAGUCGCCUCCGAGACGCCAGGAAACCCGACGGGUCCACGGAGCACGUGGGCCGCAUCCUGACGGACUGGCUUCCCGGUCUCUCCUCCUACACCUCGUACUGCAGCAACCAGGUGAAGGCCAAGGCGCUGCUGGACCAGAAGAAGCAGGACCGGCGGGUCCAGGACUUCCUGCAGCGCUGCCUCCAGUCGCCCUUCAGCAGGAAGCUGGACCUGUGGAACUUCCUGGACAUCCCCCGCAGCCGACUGGUGAAGUACCCGCUGCUGCUGAGGGAGAUCCUGAAGCACACGGCCAGCGACCACCCGGACUGGCAGCACCUGGACCAGGCGAUGCUUAUGGUCCAGAGCGUGGUGGCGGACAUCAACCGGCGGACCGGGGAGUCGGAGUGCGAGUACUACAAGGACCGCCUGCUGUACGCGGAGGACGGGCAGCGGGACGAGCUCAUCGCCCGGUCCAGAACCCUGAGCUGCCACGGGGAGCUGAAGAACCACCGGGGCCUCAAGCUCCAAGUCUUCCUCUUCCAGGACGUGCUCGUCAUCACCAGGUCGGCCUCGCCGAGCGACCAGCCAAUCGGCUACCUGCUCUGCCGCCAGCCGAUCCCCAUCCGGCGGCUGGACCUGGAGGACCUAUCGGACGGGGAGAUGAGAGUGGGCGGGUCCAUCAGAGGGGCGUUCAGCAACAAUGAGCGCACGAAGAACUUUUUCCGUGUUUCGGACCGGACCGGCGGUCCGCUGCAGAGCCACAGCUUCCAGGCGAGCGACGCCUUCAACAAGCAGCAGUGGAUCAACUGCAUCCGACAAGCCAAAGAGGCCGCGGCGCUGACCGGAGACCAGCCGCCGGAGGCCGGGCUGCGGGGACCCGGGCUGACGGGACCCGGGCUGGGGGGACCCGGGCUGGGGGGACCCGGGCUGACGGGGCCGCUCGGGGAGACGGAGACGGGGCCGGGUUCAAAAGAUCUCUGCUUGGGUGAAGAGGCCGAGGAGAGAUUGACAGGCAGGGAGAUGGAGACGGGUCAGGAUGGGGAGAUGUGUGCAGAGCCAGGAGAAAGAGGAGGAGGAGGAGGAGGAGGAGGAGGAGGAGGAGGAGGAGGAGGAGGAGGAGGAGGAGGGACUCUGAGCGGAGGUGCCAGUGACGCUCCCGCCCUCCGCCUCCCCUGUCGAGAGGAGCAGGAGGGGGAGAUGAUCAUGGACACCGGCGAGGUGGACUCCCUGCGGUGCUGAUGACACUGGAGACGAACCAAACUCACGGGGGUCUUAACACUGGUGUGUGUGUGAGGAGGAACUGGACGCCAUGUUCAAAGAUGGCUUCCUGCUCACCAGGGUCAAAGAUAUUUUUUACACGAUUCCUCAGCGGUUUUUUUUUCAUAGGAUUUCCUCCUUCUCAAAAUUCCCAUAAUGCAAAAACUUAAAUGUUUUCUGAUGGUCAGAAAAAUGACAUUUGAUUGCCUUUUUUUGAAAAAGGUUGUUGUGGGGCCGGCGGCUGCUGUCACGUGACCUGCAGUACCAACUGUGGCCACCGGAGCUAAAUCCCCUCACAGCUUCUCUGAUCCCAGUUGACUUCUUCCUGUAUUCAUUUCUCUAUGACAUUAGCUCAUGUAUAUAUUUUGCUCUUGAGCUGCCUUUUGGACCUUUGCGUAUUAAAGUUACCGCCACGGGACUUAAUUUUGUAAAAAAAUAAGAGGAAACCUUAAAGACACUCCGAGUAGAAAAGACACUUAACGAACUUCUGCUAUUUUCAUGUAUGCGAGACUUUCAGCAUCUCAGGUCACGCUACGAGUCGAUGGUAACGAAUCAUGCACCUGUAACUUCGGCUCGACAGCAGCGCAAAUACUGGAAAAUAUGAAGUAUGAAACUGGGCAUUUUAUGGGAAAUUCCAGUAUUUACCACUUGUGAUGAAGAGAUGUAGUGAAUAUGGGAGGGAGAGAAAAAACACUUCAGUCAAAGUCCAAAGGAUCUUCUACGGCUUUACAAAACCAAUCAAACAGUAAUCAUCUCAUACUUGUGUAUUUGUAUUGAUAAUUUGGGGGAUUUUCAUUUUUCAAGCUCAGCUAAAGGAUUCUUUGCUCCUUGGGAAAUUAUCUGAACUUUUUUUUUUUAAAAUCAUCUCUAAAAACUCUUCGUAAAACACUGGAGCGAACAGAGCUGUAAAGUGUCAAUAAUCUCACGAGCCUCUCCCUCUACAAUCAUAAUUAUUUGUUAAUGAAUGAAUGUUUGUGUGCAUUCAUCAAGAAGAAGAAGAAAAACUCCGAGAUGAACACAGGAAAGGAAACAUUCCUUUGCAUAAAUUCUGUAUAAUUCUGCCUAAUUUCCAUUAAUGUAAUUUUUUGUGUGAAAAUGCAGUUAGUGAUGAUUUAAGUAUGUGUUAAGUUUCAACACAUAAUUAUGGAAGUUGGGUAUGAGGGAUUUUCCCUUAACACAACAUCCUGUGAUGCCUUUUCCUGUAUACGGCCCUAAUUUGCUUAUUGCCUCAAACCUGCAUUGACGUUAACAUUUGUAAUAUUAAACAUUUAAUAAAUAGUUUUAUUGCACACUUACUGUGUGAUUCUGCGCUCUGAUAACAUUUACACGGGAGUAUUGAUGAAAAGGAGGAGGAGCCUAUUGUGUAUGUACUGUAUGUAUGUAAAGAAUGUAUAUUGAGUUUUUUUGUAUAUGAAUGUAGGAACAAAGCCAAGCACUUCUGUCUGUUAUAUAUGUGCUUACACAUUACACAUGAAAUAUGACUUGCAUUGUCAUGUUAGAUAUUAUAAACGACCAUCGUCAGGGUCGUCGUGACGCUGUCCGUUGAACUUUAUCCUGUUGAAAUGUUACUAAAGGUGUCGACUCAUGUGUCACAAGAACAAAGCAUCAAUAAAUUGUUUGAAAAAGAA
Messenger RNA from Pseudoliparis swirei, 4345 nucleotides. RefSeq names its product Rho guanine nucleotide exchange factor (GEF) 3 (gene arhgef3). The coding region runs from base 774 to 2699 and encodes 641 amino acids. The transcript has 11 exons. The record is from RefSeq and is a predicted model, not a curated record. Lineage: Eukaryota; Metazoa; Chordata; Actinopteri; Perciformes; Liparidae. Gene Ontology annotation, biological process: positive regulation of Rho protein signal transduction; intracellular signal transduction. Gene Ontology annotation, molecular function: guanyl-nucleotide exchange factor activity.